GGUGAAGGUCGCUUAUAUCCGGACAUAAGAUCUUUGAGAUAUCCAAAGCCAGGGACUCGGAAUCCAGUUGUCAGCUUGACUAUAGCGGAUUUUGCCGACAUUUCCAACGUUAAAAUGAAAAAAGUAAUACCGCCAUCUGUGAUAUCAAGUUCAGACUAUUAUUUUACCGCAGUGUCCUGGAUAAGCCUGACUGAAAUAUCCGUCGUGUGGUUAAACCGGCCGCAAAAUUUGUCCGUCGUGACAAUAUGCUCAAGUCCCAAAUGGGACUGCAAAGAGACUCAAAGAAUUACCGGCGAUGGACAAGGAUGGGUGGAUAUGGGAGAUAGUCCAGUUUUUGGAACAGAUAGUUCAAACUACAUUACGAUUGCACCAGUACGAGAUGGACCAGCAGGAACCUUCAGGCAUGCUGUAUCAGUAAAUAUUCCUAAAAAAAGGACAAUACCCCUUACGCAUGGACGAUUUGAGGUGCAAAGAAUAUUAACCUGGGACCAUUCGAAUGACGUUAUUUAUUUUUUGGGAGUGCCGGAAGGAAAACCUGGCGAACUCCAUCUUUACCGAGUAACAUCUGUACCACCUCGUACUGGCGCUACGUUACCUCCACCAGUUUGUAUAACAUGUAUCAGAGUACCUCUGCCUACUGCACCUCCUUAUAUCACGUUGAUGGACGAUAAUAUUUUCAAACUUAAAAAGAGUAACUGGGAAGAUGAUGAUGAAGAUACUGUGAUAACGACACCAGCGCCACGAAAAAAGAGAAAACAGAAGCUGAAAGAGGUUGAGAAAGACCCUCCUUGUUUAUAUCAUAAUGCAGUAUUCAGCUCAAAUUCGCAAUAUUUCGUCCUAGAAUGUUUAGGACCAGGAGUGCCAACAACAAGACUUUACAGAAGUAACAUGCCAAAACCAAAAUUAUUGAUGUGGUUACAAAAUAAUACCAGACUGAAAGAGAAAGUUGCCAAAAUGGCAAUGCCACAAAUCAAAACUUUUCCUGUACAAAUUUCAGGUGGUUAUCAAGCGCAUGUAAGAUUACAUCUUCCGCCUGGUUUGAGAGAAGACGAGAUAACGAGAUAUCCUUUAGUUGUGCAAGUGUAUGGAGGACCAGGAAGCCAAUUAGUUACCGAACGAUGGCGGGUGGAUUGGAAUACAUAUUUGACAGGAAACAAGGAUUUUAUACUAGCCCAAAUAGAUGGGAGAGGAUCCGGUGGACAAGGACAUCAGUUGCUGCAUAAAGUUUAUUACAAGUUAGGAUCGGUGGAGGUAGCCGAUCAACUGGAAGUUACAGAAUAUCUGAGGGAUACACAACAUUUUAUUGACCGAAGGCGCGUUGCAGUAUGGGGAUGGAGUUAUGGUGGAUUUGUGGCAUCUUUGGCUUUAGCCAGCCCCAAGAGCGUGUUUCAAUGCGCCAUUGCGGUUGCACCAGUUACAAAUUGGAAACUUUACGACUCGGCAUAUACGGAACGGUAUAUGGGAUUGCCUAACGUUACGGAAAACUACAAGGGCUACGACGAAGCCGACGUUAGUAAGAAAGCGAGUCAGCUCAAAGAUAAAAUGUUUUAUCUGGUUCAUGGUUCGGCGGACGACAAUGUGCACUUGCAGCAGAGUAUGGUCCUCGUAAAAGCUUUGUCCGAUUCCGAUACGCUUUUCAGACAACAGAUAUAUCCAGAUGAAAGUCACGGCCUUGGUGGUGUGAAAAAGCAUCUCUACCGAAGCAUGGGUCAAUUUCUAGAUGACUGCUUUAUAAAACAAGUCCCUCCUCAAUUUAAAGCUGGUCUUCGAGAUGAUACGGAUGAAGAGUAAUACACUAUCUAUGACUUUAUUUAAGUCGCAUACUUACGUCGAAUAUUCCAAUAAAGAGUAACAGCUGAGCUGCUGUUUCGAGAAAAGUGUGACAAAUGCAAAUAAAAUUUUAUUAGGUAAAGGAACAGAGUAGCUUCUGUUUGUAUGCAUGAUUCCGAUAAGUCAACUCAUUUUUCAAUAAAUAUUUCAAAGUUAUUUAGCGACUUAAGGGAACGUCUAGGUAUAUUGUCGAUAUAUAUUCCAAACGGUGCUGACCAAUACUAAAUAGUAUUAAAUGUAAAUAGUAUAAUAUUUUUUCCAAUUUAUUUGUUAACUAAAUAUCUAUAAAUAUCUACCUAAUUUCUUAAAUUUCUUGUAAUAAAAUUCAUUAGUUUCUAAAGGGUAUUGAAACGCAACGCAAAUGCGAUUGAAACACUGAAAAUUUGGUAUAUAUUUUGGCGUUGUAAAAUAUCAUUAUUAUAUUGUUAACUUUUUUAUACCAAAGUUUGUGGUUAUAAAAAGAAAUCCAGCAAUAAAAGAACAUGUUUCUUAAUCUCAGCUUUGAAAUGCAAAUAUUUAAAAAAACUAAAAUAGAUUGCUGGAUAGCUUUCAAUAAGAAUCUUGUAAAUAAUUAGGCGUUAAAAAAUGCGAACAAUCUAUUUGCUGGCGAAAAUUUUUCUAUGUGUCAGCAUCCCUUGAUAUUCACGAAUUAGGGAUGUAGUGAUCCAAGUGCCAAAUUUUACCAAAUACGUUCGGCGUUAUCGAACUUCAAUGUAAGAAUAAAUAAUUAGUGUUAUAUACCUUGAAUCAAACAAAUCGUAAUAAAAGACUAUUAGGUAGUAAAACCAUCAAACAAAUAAAGAAUUAUAUAAAUACAGAGUGCCCUAGAAGCGACGUAAUACUGGCAGCUUCAGAUUCACGUAAAAUGUGUAGAAAACAAACUUAGAUAUAUUUAGUUAAUGGCCAAUCCACCACAGGCAAAUCAAAUAACGAUUUGGUCACUAUUUUAUUGUUAACAUCUCAAAGUCAUGCUCACAUAUUAAUGAUGUGAAUGAUAACUUGAACCAGCGUAUCAGUUCCGAAACACUUUAUAGUCUUAUUUUGAGUAUAAUUAGAAUAAUACAAAGUAUUUCGCGCCCAUAGGAACACUCUCUACGAAUAACCUUUUUUUCCUUGCACACUGUUAAAAGGCAGUUUUUUUACAAGCCCUAUACCUUACCUCACAUCCGACACGUCUUCUACCUGUUACAUAGAUAAUAGAAAGUCGUGUUGAUUGCAUCGAAGAGCCAAAUAUUUUGUGCCUGACUCGGCUGGCAGUUGGAGUUUUGGAGAUUUUAGGCUUUGGAGAUUUUCAGGCUGCUGGUAUGGUGCUUACUGCAUGUCGAUAAGUAGUUCAGGUCUUUCUACUGAUAUAGGUAUGAACCUUUCUUCCUUUCUCAGACACGAAGCAUCUACCAUAUGGUUCACCUCCCAUCUGCUCAGUUCUUGCGCGAGGUUACCCUUCGUUAGUUCACAGAGUGGUUCUGAGCCUUACUUCAUCGCUGCUAUCAGGGUUGCUUCAUUUCUCGCAGCCAGUUGUUUCUUUUGGCUCUAAUUAUCGUUGGAGACUUGGAGAGUUCCAAUAUGCCCUUCCCAAAUUCAUCCACCUUGAUUUCGCCAAGAAUAGCCGCUGUGGCUUGUGAAAUAAUUUGUUCAGGUUCAGGUUCAGGUUCAGGUGCAUCCGAUGAAGAUAGGUGAAUUUCAUUAAGAAUGGGUGCUCUGGAAUCCAGCUCCCUUUUUUUUCGAAAACGGAAUUGAUUUGGCUGGAAUAUAAUUUUUCUUUACCACCAGAUCAUCUACAUAGACUAGGAUCUCUGAAUCCGGUUUUGAGAGCUGUAUUUCCUAUUUUUUUUUUUUUUUUAAAUAGAUUUUUAUUCGAAAUACUUCUGGAAGUUAAAGAUUAUUUGUAUAAUUUUUGAUAGUCUUAUUUUUUGAAUCAACAUAUUUUUGCCAAUCAACUGUUGCUUUAUUAUUAGAAAAAAUUGGAUUUUUAAAUUGCCCGCCAUUAUUUGUUCUGCGUUCUCGUUAGGUGAGAUCUGCUCCAGACACUUGUGUCUAUUAGGCGAUGGUCAAUUAAGGUACCCCCUUUUUUACAGAGGUGGAGUCGGGCAACAAAGAAUAACAAUGUAAAAAUAGUUAUGAAUAUAAAAAAGGUAUUUUCAACCAAACAUUACAUUAAUGGAUCGUAAUGCAUUCAAAGAGGAACUUCAACUACUUCCAGAAUAAAAUUACACUUUGUAACACAUUGUUCUGCAUGAUUCAGUAUCUCAUAAUAUAAGGAGCCAAUUGGGGUAAUAAGACAUUUAACAGUUUUGAUAUUUUUCUAUAACAUCUAAGUACCAACUUGUUCUAGGAUGGAACCAAACCACCGAACAAUGUGUUCAACGGCAAAAACCUCAUAAAAGAGUAAUAAAAUUACUAAUAUGAACUAUUAGGGUAUAUUAAAUAUUUAACUACACAAGCAAUGCUUACGUAAUAAUUUUAAUAAAAAUCAGUCAAUAUAAUAUGUAGGUACAGUAUCGUAUAAAAUAUACCAGAUCAACUUGUGGUAGAGUUGUGCAGCUUUUGCUUAAUCAAUCAGUCUGCUUUGAGGUAUGAGAAGUUUUGGUUACUUACUACUAGGGGUAUUCAAAAAAAAAGGAAUUUUGCAAAAUAUUCCAAAUCAGUGGCAUUUGGAAGACAAUGGUUAUACAGAACUGUUUGUAAAUGCCCUCUGAACCUACAAAGAUUUUUGUAUAAUUUCCAAAGAAUUGAAUAUCUACCAAUAUUUUCUAAACAAAUCACGUUAGCCGAUUUUGCCCUUGUUAUUUUAUCAAAAAAAUGAGCUCAAAAAAGCCCUUCCAGAUUUCCAAUGUCCCUGCUGGUUGGCGAUAUAAUAAAUAAACCCUUAAAACUUUGAAAAUAUGCCAUCCUGUACAGAAAUAAAUUGCCUUGGCUGAAACGGGCCAUUUGCCAAACGAUAAUUGAAAUUAUUUUAACUUCUUAGUUUGAAAACUAAGCAUACUUCUUUGAAGGGGCACUUAGUAGAUACUAUACAAUCAGUUUUGAUAGAGGAAUACAUAAUUACUGAAGUUUACCCGCUAUGAAUAUAAUUUUAACAAUGUGUAAAUUAUUAGAAAACAAAUUUUAAAAAAUAGAGAUGAAAAUCUAUUUGAAGGCCAUCAGAUAUUCUAAAAAAACUGAAAAAUUUUUCAUAAUCUGCUAUAAUUGAAGUUACAUAAAUGAAUAAAACUUUUAGUAGUAGGUUUUACUAGUUUUACGAUUUUAAAAUAAUUAGCCCAUGUAUUUUAACUGAACAUAUUAGAAGUCACGAUCCCAUUUUUGGCAGAAAAUCAACCGUUUAGCAACAAGACCUAAGUUUUUUUUUCUGUCAUAGGAGCUACAUAUCUCACGCGUACAUUUCUGUUCACAUAAUUUCAACCACAUAUUUUCUAUAUUCUAAACUGAAGAACAUUUAAGAAUCCUUUCAUAAAAAUACCCAUUUUUAAAAAGAAUCUAAAAACAACUUGUGAAUAAAAACCUAUUUGAAAUUAGAUUUGAAAUGACCAAUUGAUUUUUGCAACUAGGUUUAGCGUUUAUUAAAACAGAUAUAAUUAAGAAAGCAUAGACAUUCGUUUACUAGAAAUGAUUAAAAAUACAAUAGGACACCCAAUAUAAUAGUAUUGUAUUUAUUAGCGCAUUUAUAAAGUAGGUAACUCUAAAAAAUUCUAUAUAGGGUCAACAUAGCUGCUAGUUUUCAAGAAUUAUUGAUCCGGCCUAAGGUUUGUAAAAUUGACUAUUUAUAAUAGAAAUUUAUUCAUUUGAAGGUUUAGGCCUUGUCCGUAUCGUUGCUAAUAUGAAAAAUGUCUCUUCAAAAAUAAUAAUUAUUUAUCUAUGACCUACACUGUAAGAGCUUAUUAAGUAACUCAUUUUAGCCUGUUUGAGUUACGUAAUAAGUUGCAUUAUCGUGCUUAGUGAUGUAAUGAGCUCAUUACAUCACUCAGUGAUGUAAUGAACUCUCAUUACAUCACUCAGUGAAGUAAUGAGCUCUCAUUACAUCAAUCAGUGAUGUAAUGAGAGCUCAUUACGUAACUCGUUUUAUUGAAAAACAGCACUUUUUAAAAUUCAUUUAUCAAAAAUUAUAAAUAUAAUCCUUUGUGAAAAAUUAAAACCAUUUCGAAUAUAUGAAAAAAAUCUGGGUCGUACAUAAAAUGUUGUAUGUCACACGUACGGUAAUGCUUAUUACACCAUUCGUGUGAUUACCACGACUCGGUCUACGACCUCGUCUUGGCAAUAUUCCCCACUCGUUACUGUAAUGAAGCUCAUACCGUACUAGUAAUAUAAAUAACUAUUAUUAGACAAGUUAGAUAUGUUACAUAUAGGUACCUAAGUCACGGAGGAAAAUUUUUCACAGGUUCAUGUAGCAUCUCACGUGCCUGAUAUAAAGUUUUAUCCAACGCUUUCAUACUUUCAUGAAUCGCCUUUUUAAUAGUAAGUUAGGAAAAUAUCUUGACAAUGAGUUAUAAGCGGCUCAACUCACUAAGUGAAUUGAAAGCCACAUUAUUCAUUCAAAAUCAGAGUAGUUAUAAUGUCAGUGUUGGAUAAAUUACUUGUUCUAAUGAUUUUCGAAUUUACUUUGAUAAAGUAGUUUUCAUCGGCGCCUAAUGUUAAAAUUUGUGCAUGAAUAAGUUUAACACAUUUUUUUAAUAAGGUUUAGGUUAGUUGCCCUAUAGUCUAGAUGAAUUCAAAUACUAGCCGUGGGUGAAGUAUUAAACCACGUCAUACAUUUAGAUAAUUCCGCUAACGCGCAACAAAAUUAUUUUGUAAUUUAAACUCAUGUUGAAGGAUAUUCUAAAAAAAUUAUUCCCUAUACUUAUAGAUAUUGGACCAAUUCUAUUUUUCCAAUGCGGGUUUUUUAAAAUUUUUGCACGGUAUAAACUUGCACAGAAUAAAUUUUGAAAAGUUAUUAGUUGAAAUGAUAUUAUAGAGUGUAAAAUCUAGAAAAGGCUUCAUAUUUCAACAGCAAUAAUGUUCUUUCUAUCUCGUGUAUCCAUGUAAUUAUUAUUAUUUUUUUAAUCGUCAAAUACUGGUAAAGGUAAAGCAGAAAAAAUGUUAAAUAGUUCGUACAUUGUUCGUUUGGCAAAAAAACAAUUCAGUCUGAAGAGUAGGUAACCGUUCACCUGAAAUCGAUAUCUUUUUCCUCAAAAAGUUGAGAUAGGUAUAGUUUAACCAUUAUUAAUUGAAACUUCAUAAAAAAAGCGGCUCAGUUGAUCUCUUUGAAGUCACGUGGGAAUCCAUAGGCGUCUAAAUAUUAUUAUCAUGACAAAUGAAAACAAAUUGGUUAAUAAAGAAUAAACAUACUCCAGAUAUUUCUAUAAAAACUGAAAUGACGAACGCCAUUGCCCCGAAAUUCUAGCUGCUUUACCUCUAGAAUACAGUGGAGUUAAUGCAUUAAAUAAAUGGGCAAAAUUCAUAUAGUAGGUAAUCCUUAAAAUUCCGUUUUAAACUAUUGAAAUAAAUCAAAUAUAAAUAUUUGAAUGGGAAUAUUAUUCGUUUAUCAAAAAUUCAAAUUUGAAAUUGAUUUUUAUUCAAUUAUCUGUGUAAUUUUAUACUUUUGUCCACUUCUAAAGAGAAUAUCUCACACUGUCAACAAGAGCGGCACUGCUUUAUCAGCAAGCGAUAAAGCCCAGCGGCAUCGCCGACAAUUUUCAAGUUUUUUUGCCGGCCCGCUGUGUUUUUGUUAUAGUGUACCAGGACUAGGCAUAAAAAUAUAAAAAUUAUUUUAUAUCAUUAUAAGGGGUAUUUUUCUAAUUUUGAGUAGUCACCAUAGAGAUGUGAUUUUCAAUUGAUAAUGGUAAUACUUUAAGUGAAUUUUUUCGACCUCAUUGUACAAAAUAAAAGAAACAUUUCAAAUCUGCUACACCUUUACCAUAAUACCUACGUAUUUACCUAUUUUACUUUGUGUGUAUAUUGUGCAUUUAAAAAGGAACAGAGUAUUACUUAGAUACCUGAUUGAUCCUACCAGGGGUAAAGUGAGACAACUAUAGUGAGAUAAAUGUACCAUUGUUAAGUUUUGACUAAUAAACUGUUGUAUCCUUCACAGAUCAAAUAAUAAGAAAAAUAUCAAAUAUAAAAUUAGAGCAAAAAAUAAGUACUUACUUGAUUCUAAUAUUUUCGAAAAAGAAGAGAAUUAUGUAUAGAUAACUUGUAGGUAUAAUAAAAUAAAAACAGUUGUUAUUCAUAAAUCAUCCUCUUUUCCGUUAAAAAAAAAAAAAAAGCAGCAAUAUAAUAAUUAUACUUAAUGGUUAUCUAUUGAUUUACACUUUUUCCUACCUAACUAAUUUUAAUUUCUAUAACUGAAAAGAUAUUGUAAAUAAUUUCAUAAAUCAUUUAGUCUACUUUCAUUUUUCUUUAUUGAUAAAAUUAUUGCAUUUAAAAAAUUGUCAAAUACCUUAGGUUAAAAAUAAAAGAUUUGAAAACAAUUUGUGAGGUUAAUUUAUCUAUAAACCCCCUCCCCCUCACAGUAAUCUUUCUCUAUAUUUGAAUAUUAGCAUAAACUUAAUUUUAAAACAAUUAUUAAAAAUCACAGUAAAUAUCAAUUAUUAUCUAAAAUUUAAAAAAUGUUUCCAGCAUUUUCACAUUGUUUAUAUUAUUAUUAUUUUUUUUUUAAAAUUACCUACUCAAAAUAUUAUAGCAAUUGCGGUGAAUUUUCUCUUAUCCACGUGAUAUAUUUUUUGAUGUCAGUGUAGAUACUUGGAACUCCCACUGCUCCACAUUGGUCUGAUCCGAA
Molecule: messenger RNA, 8578 nt
Organism: Ceutorhynchus assimilis (cabbage seed weevil)
Lineage: Eukaryota; Metazoa; Arthropoda; Insecta; Coleoptera; Curculionidae
Source: the annotation of a GenBank genome assembly